AUGAUAUUGCCAUCCCACGACCCAAAUAUCUACAAUAAACCCGUUAUCAAAAAGAACCCCAAACUCAUACUCAAAACCCCCGUAGCAAAGAAAGCAAAGGGCCAGAAGAAGAAGAAGAAGCAAAAAGAAGAAGAGGUAGUUGAAGAAGAAGAAAAACAUAAACACAAGAAGUCAAUCAAAAAAUCCGAAGAAACCAAAAACCCAGCUAGAAGAGCCCUAGAUAUAAAAACAAGUCCGGAUAGUAUCUCCAAGAAAAUACAGAGAAGGGCUAAAGAUAAAGUGUUGAAGGUUCUUCGAAUGUCGAAAAGUGGAAUGGUAGAAAGGGGUGUUAUGUUGCAUUCUCGUCUUAACGCUGCGAGAUCAGAGGUUGUAAGAAGUAUGUAUGUAUAG
Molecule: messenger RNA, 390 nt
Organism: Sclerotinia sclerotiorum 1980 UF-70
Lineage: Eukaryota; Fungi; Ascomycota; Leotiomycetes; Helotiales; Sclerotiniaceae
Exons: 3
Coding region: 1-390 (129 amino acids)
Source: RefSeq, a predicted model, not a curated record